Molecule: messenger RNA, 2268 nt
Organism: Branchiostoma floridae (Florida lancelet)
Lineage: Eukaryota; Metazoa; Chordata; Leptocardii; Amphioxiformes; Branchiostomatidae
Product: TBCC domain-containing protein 1-like
Exons: 19
Coding region: 132-1841 (569 amino acids)
Biological process (GO): maintenance of Golgi location; maintenance of centrosome location
Cellular component (GO): spindle pole centrosome
Source: RefSeq, a predicted model, not a curated record
CUUUGCGCUGUGCAUGCCGGGAUUAAAUAUUGAUUUGGCGCGCUUCCGGAUUCCUGCGCGGUCAGAACGGCCAGCUGUAGACAACUAAGUCUGCAAAAAGGACUAGACUGUCCACUGUAAAAGUUGGACCAAUGCAUCAUGGAGGGGGGAAGCAGGCCGGGGGGUCGGAGACACAGCUGUGGGUGAGGCCUGAGCCCUUCACCCUUGGGGUGCUACCCCUACCCCCGCAUCCAAAGCUCGGGCUGCAUUACCUGAAGAAAAUUUCUGUAUAUGCCAAAACCAAAGGGAAGCAAGGAUUCCCUAGACUUAGCUAUGCUGUAUGGAAACAUGUUGCCUGCAACAAGCUCCAGCUGUCAGAGGAUCUGGCUUGGGUGUAUUUUGAGACAUAUGAUCUCCUAAGUCAUCCUAGUGGAGAAGAUCGAAGUGAACAAGAAGGGGUCACCCCAGGAAGAAAAAGUGUUGAAACCUUCAAAUUCCUGCUGUUCCUGUACAUCCAACAGUCUAACAAAAUCUCACUCAGAGAUUCCUCACUGGUCACAGGGGAAGAAUGGCCCACUCGUUCUCGCUCCCCCUCCCCAGACCCAGAUGGAAGAACAUCCCAUGGACCAAAGGGCCUGGAUGAACAGAACCACCUGCUGUUUGUUAUAAACCACCUGGAUGAGAUGAUGGGACUUCUGGUGGAGCCAGAUCAGUAUGGUGAUGGGGUACAUGACCAGUUACUGUCAAUAGAAGCUGUACAGGCCUUGGGCUUUGUUAUAGAAGGCUCAAGUAAUGGCAAACUAGUAAAGCCGGUCCAUACCAUUGCAAUGCAGCAUGGGGUACAGCAGCAAAGUGGAUACUCCAAGAUCUCCCAAAGCUUCUCGUUCCGAAGUCUCCAAACGUGGGUCAGGAAGCACCUGGGCGCAAACCUGUUUGGUAUCACAGCAUGUAUCGCUACAGGGAGACGGCUGUCAUGGACCAAACCAAUUGAGCAGGAUGGGAGGACAGAAAGCAGCCCAGGAAAGAGAGGGCGGGUAGCCACCAAUGCACACAUAGCCUCCAAACAAAACAAGGUAUUGAUUCUGUCUCAGGUGUGCAAGCAGACAGUUUCCCAGAGUUCAGAAGUGGUGAGUGAAGCACACAUCAAGAUCCACAGAUGUCACUUCUCCUUCAUCUACCUGCUGUCUCCACUCAGGUCUGUUAGUAUAGAGAAGUGUAAGCACACCACAGUAGUGCUGGGCCCGGUGGCGACCUGUAUCAACGUGGUGGGGUGUGAGCACACAACCAUCAUAGCUGUCUGUCGCAGGAUCAGUGUCAGUUCCUCAACCCUUUGUACGUUUCACACCUUGACCCCGUCUCAACCUCUGGUGUUCGGUGGUAACGACAGCUUGACCUUUGGCCCCUACCACACCCACUAUCCUCAGCUAGAAAGUCACAUGACCCAGGUGGGGCUAGGCACAGAGUCCAACUUCUGGGACCAGCCUCUAGCGCUAGGUAAGGUAGCGCUAGGUAAAGUAAAGCUAGGCCCGGACAGUCAGGAAGUCCCUGUGUUUGAGAUCAUGAACCCACGGGACUUCUAUGUCUUUGUGACUCCGUUUGACAUGGAGGGAGACACCAAGGAGAUCCCAGGUGGCCUGCCCGAGGAGUACGAGCGAGCGCUGCACCACCGUGAGAGGGACGUCAAGAGAUGGCAGCGCACCGUGAAGGAGGCGGGGCUCAGCAAGGAGCAGAAGAAACAGUUCCAGAGCAUUGUGGAAGCCAAGUUUCAGGCUUGGCUAGCAGAGACAGGAAACAAGAGGCAGCUGGAUGGCCUGGUGCCUUCCUCCCCCACCCACAGGGCAGCAAUGGACAGUCCCAGAUGACCACCCACCCAUCUACUUGGUAUCAAUGGACAGUCCCUAUAACACAUGUUGAAAAUGUAUUCCUUGUUGGUAUUGUGUGAGCUAUGAUAGAGAUAAAAGAAUAUGUUUUGCAAGACUAGGUUUAUCCUAGGAUCACAGCCAGAGGUCCACUAGUACCUUAAACUUUAUGCACAGAAUGCAAAGCCGAAGUGAGCGUUUUGUAAGAAGUUGUAUUCAUAUGCUUCUCUGUUACACAUGUAAACCACUGUCUGAGAUGUCUGGUUGAAACUGAUAAUCAUUUUAAAGUAAUGUCUUUUGGCAGCUAGUAAAAAGUGUUUAGGUAUGUAGGACAAAUAAAAGCAUUGUCUGAAUACCAGUAAAUUGAAGACCUACUUAAGGAGCUUUUACACCAGAUUUCUUUAUUCCUUGCUCAAUGUGCCAUACUUUC